Messenger RNA from Trichosporon asahii var. asahii CBS 2479, 888 nucleotides. RefSeq lists its product as uncharacterized. Gene Ontology annotation, biological process: RNA export from nucleus; transcription-dependent tethering of RNA polymerase II gene DNA at nuclear periphery. Gene Ontology annotation, cellular component: nuclear pore. Gene Ontology annotation, molecular function: ubiquitin binding; RNA binding. The coding region runs from base 1 to 888 and encodes 295 amino acids. The record is from RefSeq and is a predicted model, not a curated record. NCBI's taxonomy places the organism in Eukaryota, Fungi, Basidiomycota, Tremellomycetes, Trichosporonales, Trichosporonaceae. The transcript is spliced from 6 exons.
AUGAUGAGCAGCUUCCGCCCCGUGCAGAAGGACAUCGAGCUCGUCCAGCCGCCUGGAGACUCGGUGUCCAAGAUCGCCUUCUCCCCGACACAGGACAUUCUCGGUGUCGCUUCUUGGGACAACAUUGUCCGUCUCUACAAUGUCAACUCCCAGGGACAGUCCGAGCCGAAGGCCAUGUACCAGCACGAGGCCCCCGUCCUCGACCUGACGUGGACCAAGGCGCAGCAGGUUGCUGCGCACGAUGCGCCGAUCAAGUGCGCCCGCUUCGUCGAGACGAACGGCAACUCGAUCCUAAUCACGGCCGGAUGGGACAAGAAGCUGAAGGUGCACAUCUACGACCUCGCCAACCCCUUCACAAAGUAUCGCCAGAUCGAGAGCCCGCUCAAGUGGCAGACGCGCGUCAUCUCGUGUUUCCCCCAGAGCGUUGGCGGAGACGGAUACGCCAUCGGCUCCAUCGAAGGCCGUAUCGGUAUCCAGAAGAACUUCUCGUUCAAGUGCCACCGCAUCGACAUCCCCACUGGAUCCAUGCCCGGAUCACCCGCCGUUACCGGAUCUCAGAACGUCUUCCCCAUCAACACGAUCUCCUUCCACCAGACCCAGGGCACCUUCUGUACCGGAGGCGGCGACGGCUCCCUCACCUUCUGGGACGGCAUGGCCCCGUACUCUGCGAAGGACCUUGGAAACGGCGACCCCGAGGCUCGCCCGAACCCCGUCUGGGGAACGCCAGUUGUCUCGACUGCGUUUAACCAUACGCAGGAGAUCCUCGCUUACGCCUUCUCUUACGACUGGUCGAAGGGCCAUGGGGGUGUCCCGCCUGCCAACCCGCCGGCAACGAAGAUCAUGCUUCACCCCGUCAAGCCGGAAGAGGUCAACAGGAAGAAGAAGUGA